AACGCUCCGGAUGCGGUCGUGUCUGUGAAUUGGUCGCGUGCGCUUCGAGUCCCCGUGUCCGUGUUGUUUGUUUUACUGUUUUCAUCGGUGGCUGGCGCUAGGAGGAAGUCAAUUCCAGCCUUCUAAUAGGUGUCGCGUGAAAGGUGUUGUUCCUAGGUCAGGUCAGUUGCUGCCGCGGAUAUUUGGCGUGGUUGUCAUUUGCGGUGUGACGGGGUGUGAUAGUUUUGACGUGGAUGAGUCUUUGUAGUGUGACGGCUUGGGCCAGGGGCUGUUUUGCGGCAGGAUCGCCAAAGAUGGCCUUCGGCUGAGAGGCGCGUGGACCAGAAUUCGAAGCCCGUUCAUAUUGUGCUUUUUGCUUCCGGCGCUGCGGAGAUUCUAUUCCUAGGAAUCGUCCUCGUCGUCGUCUUCGGUGCUUAGUCAAUUACACUUAAAGAAGUGAAGAAGGAGUGAAUAACUUGCUCUCUACUGGAAGCAGCUUCUGUGGACUAUCUGCUUUUUGAUUUUCUUCCUCCUGGAAAGAGUGGGUAGCGGGAAUGUGGGAAAGUUUGGAUUGUGCCACCCCACACCGUGGGAAUAAAGUGUUAUUUCGGGUUUAGGAAGAAGAGUGUGACAUAAUCGUCGCUGGCACGUCUCGCGGAGGAAGGAAGCUCUUGAAGAAGGUGUCCCGUGGUGGGUGGAUGAUAGCAAUUCUGUUUCGAGAUAUUCUUCUGUCUGGCUGGGUAUGAAUUUCCUUACCGAGGCUGAGAGCAAAGUAGAGUAGAGUAGAGUGAGUUAGCUGUGCUCGGUGGAUCUCGAAAGAAGUAAGGAAAAAGUAUCCUCGAGACGUGACCUUUCCAACUUCCCGGUGAUUGUGUGCCCCCAAUCCUGCCACACAAACUGUCCCGGAAUAAAUUGUGAGAGAUGAGAAAGUUCUGAGCCUGAUGGGAAUUGAUAAGAGUGCUGGGGAGCAGCCGGCUAGAUGAAAAAGCGAAUCCUGUAAUUGUGGCCAUAAUCCGAUUCACUUUGGCAACGGCCAGCCAAGAAUAAAAAGGAAGAUUAUUGCUCCAAGGUGACGACUUUUGCUCAGGUACGGAAGUGAAAAUCUAUGACCUCCUCCUGCCAGAUGAAGCAUAACUGCCCAGCUGGAUAGCAGGAAGAGCGAUCACACAAACCCCCACACCCCCAACAGAAAAAUAAACCAAGAAAUCCCAACCAGCGUGAAGCAAAAAUUGAAAAGUUUACCCGAGUGUUGCUAAUUUGGGAUUUGUGAUUGUUUCCUUUUUGCCUUGGCUCGUUUCUCUUCAAAAGGAAAGUGAAGUUCUGCGGCAAGAAAAUCAAGAGAAAAAAAAAGUUUUCCAAAACCAAAACCAAGAGCGUCAGUUGUUGAUUUUUUUUGGUUUCGUUUCGCUGCUAAAGAGAAGAAGUGGCCCCAGGAUCUGAUGAUGAGGGUGGAAUUACAACAGUGCGGGUUUCUAUUUGUGUGGUAAUAUGUGUUUGUGUAUAAAAUUGUUUUUUUUUCCUGUUCACUACUGUGAAGGAAACCCCCGGUGGAGCUUUUCUUUCGCUUUUUGGGUAACCGACAGCUGCCACACACUGUUUGUUGGGGCUGCUGCUGGUGGUGCGAAAUUGAAAUAAAACGUCUGGGUUUUGCGCGGGGAAAAACGUGGCAAAAGUGUUGCGGGACCCCGUCAGUUCACGUGUGUUUGUGUGUGUACAACUUCGAAGCAAAAGCAGCUGGAGUUCUCUUUGGCGUUUCAAACGGAACCGACUAAGGCUAAGGCCAAAGCCAAACUCGUGGGACGACGGCGACGGAGGAGCGAAUGAAAAUAAUCGACAUUUCGGGGAUACCGUGACAGAACAUUCACCAACGCCAACAGGGCCUGAAAUCAUCCAUUAGACAUGGUCAGUGGCGAGAAGUGGGUUUGAAAAGCAACAAAAAAAUAACAUUCGACAACUCCCUCCGGUAGACGGAACAACGAUGUCGGAACCCAACCCAAGCUAUCCGUUCCGGCCAAGCGCGAAAUGUGAAUAAAAUUCGUGGAUGCUUGUGGUUUUCCCGCCUUUUUCGACAGGACGACGACGGACUUCUAAAAGGCAGCAAGCAGUAACCAAAACCCAGGACCCAUUAGCUUUACAUCCGAAGCCACGUUCAACCCAAAAAAUAAAACAUCAACCAAAAGGCAGAAGAACGCACAUAAAGCCCCCAAAAUCAGUCUGGGUCCGGAAAUGAAAAUUAAACCGACGCUGGCCACGGCUGGCAAACCUCAAACGUCGACGUCGACGUCGUCGUCGGUGAUGAUGAUUUUGGUGCCGUUCAAGGACGCCGACAGCGUCGUUGAGGUUUUCGUAACAAAUCCAUUGCUGGCGGACGACGGCCAUUGUAGCCGGCCUUAAACGACUAACGUUAGGUGUUGGGGGUGGAUAGGAAGGGACUACGACGAAACUCCUUCCUUCUCAUCUAGACGAGCUUCAGAGCUGACCCGGUUGGCGAUUUUCCGUGCAGUGAAAGCCAGUCGUUGGGUUGGUGAGAAAUUUGAAUGUCGAAGCUGCUCGACUGAAGCCGCCUACCGGUAGCAGUCUUUUUUGCUAUCAAAGAAGCAAAAACCAAAAAAAAAAGAACAGACAAAUCAACAAGCCACAAAAUGCUAAUCAGGGCGAAUGUUUGGAUAUAUGUGUUUCAACUCGUGGUGCUGAAAGUUUCGUACAGCGUGCAUGGAUUGGAGUCGGUCUUCAUCAAGGUCCCGUCGGCGGUUUCCGUCGGAAGUGCGGCCAUCUUGGUGUGCGAGUGCGACCUCCCCGGCGAGGACCUGUACUCGGUCAAGUGGUACAAGGGCAAGCACGAGUUCUUCCGGUUCACCUCCAAGGAGAUACCGUCGAUCAAAAUCUUCCCCAAGGCUGGAGUUACUGUAAAUAUUGACCACUCCAACUCCAGCCACGUGAUACUGGAAAACGUCGGCCCACACACAACAGGAAAGUACAGCUGCGAAAUUACGGAAGCAGCACCUUCAUUUCACACAAAAAUAGUGACUAGAGAUUUAAAUGUUGUAGAUUUACCAAAAGGUGACCCGGUCAUACUGGACAUGAAACCGUACUACGGGGCCGAUGAGUUCCUGGAGGUCGAGUGCAUAUCAAACGAAUCACUGCCAGCGGUGCGACUCGAGUGGCUCAUCAACGAAAGGCCCCUGGGGCUGAUUCAGUCUCCAUCCAGGCUUGAGUUCAUAACAAUUCCUUUGAAUGGAACUGCCAGCAGUAGUGGAGCCAGCAACAGUAGCGAUGGCAGCAGUAGUAAGAAAUCAGCAAAGUCUUCCGCACCAGCAAAGUCGUUUGAUGCACUGUCAUCAAUGGAGGAUGACUCCAAGGUGAUUCCGAUGGACAGCAAUUCGUUGCAGCAGCCGCAUCAACAUCAACAUCAAAAUCACCAGCAGGCAGAGUUUACGAUGCCAUUGGCGGCUGCAGUCGUUGCUUCGGCGACGGCUCUUUCCCUUACAACGAAUGCCAGCGUCCGGGAGGCGGUGGUGUCACAGGACAAUAUCACCACGACUCUAUCCGGUACGACGAAGCCGGGCAAAAAGGGUCAAUCGGUGGCCCGAUACGAAAAGUCGGUGUCGCGGCUGAAGCUGCUGCUGGGCCAUGAGCAUUUCGUUGCAGGAAAAAUCAAGGUGAAAUGCAUCGCCCGGCUGUUCGACCUGUACGAGCGUUCCGUAGUAGGAGUGGCCGAGGAAAACUACCCCCAGGUUCGGGUUCUCUCCAACAGCGACAACGGAGUGCACUUUUCCUUCAUGAGCGAUAAGGACGAAGCCACAUCGUCAUCGGCGUCCGUUCAUCAGCUGAAGCUGUCACUGUGGUUGUCCAGUCUGGUUCGAAGCUUUCUGCCGCGCUGCUGGACGUGGUCUUCAUCCUUGAUGGUCCGGAACAGUGAACUGGAACUGGACACCGGUCAGAAGCAGAACGACGACGACGACGGUUCUUCAGAAACAAGCUUUGCCGGAAUGACAGUACCAUGGCUGGUGUUGUUGUUGUUCUGUGGCAUCAGCAUCAGUGGUAGGAUCUUGUCUAUCUUGUUAGCUGUUCCGGUUCUGGGAAUGCCAUCGGGAAUGCUACUCCGGAUGACUUCCUAACGGGGUAACCAACUAUUGGCCGCGGGAUCCGGGGAAUCGGAAUUGGGACAAGAUUGCGGUGCGGUCAUUACGAUAUUGUGUACAGUUUCAGUUUCGGUCUGCUUUCUGAUGGAGGUACCGUUGAAAUUAGUUUCAUUUGCGGUUUUGCGAUCCAGAUCCAUUUUGCCGAGUCGGAACAUAUGAUAUCUAUACCAAAGCAGCCAAAAUGUGGAUGGAAUAAAUGGGAUAGCUGUAGGGAAGAUGCCUAAACCAAAAAAACUAAAGCGGGAAAGUGAAAUUAUUUUAAUACAAUUUGAACGAGAUUAUGCUCAGUAAUGAUUUGACGAAGAAAGCUGGAAGUAAAAAGAGUGUGGAACCUUCGAAAAGAUAUAGAAAGCGAAAUUAUUUUUUGUAUGGAAAAAACACUACUUCAUAAGAUUCAACCGGUAGAUAUAAUAAAAACUCUUUAUCGUAAGCUUCAAUUAGCCUAUGAAAGAUUCACUAGAACAAUACUGUUAGAAUAUUAAUGAAAGAGUAUGGAGGCGAAUGAAAGUCGAUUAAGAAAAGAUAACAUAGACGAAAAGGAAACCAAAAAACCAAACUUCUAAAGUGAGCUGUAUUUUAAAGAAGGCUGUAUCCCGGUAAAGCUAAUGGAGUGAUCGGAUCAGCAUUGAAUUAAGCUUCUAGGUUAAUUUGUUCUAAGAUAUCCGAAAACUAAAAAUCGGUCACAGGAGUAAAUCACAAAGCCAUGAUUCAACGAAGAAAUGCAAUCAGUUGUCAGUCACACAUACAUACAUUUUGAAAAAGAAAAUUAAGGGUCAUAGUAAGAAAAACAAAAAUAAAAGAAAAGUGUGUAUAAAAUGGAAGCAAACUAGAUAUACCUUACUCUGCAAAACCAAAUGUGAAGAAUGUGAUGAAAUGAAUAAAUGAGCUGUCACGAAGCCGAAAAGAAUUCUGUUGUAUAUUUGAGGAGUCUCUAUUAUGGAAUAAAUAUAUAAAAAUGCAUUCUGCAAUAAA
This is a messenger RNA of Uranotaenia lowii, 5093 nucleotides long. RefSeq lists its product as uncharacterized. NCBI's taxonomy places the organism in Eukaryota, Metazoa, Arthropoda, Insecta, Diptera, Culicidae. The transcript is spliced from 7 exons. Bases 2622 to 4097 code for a protein of 491 amino acids. The record is from RefSeq and is a predicted model, not a curated record.